Molecule: messenger RNA, 2419 nt
Organism: Entelurus aequoreus (snake pipefish)
Lineage: Eukaryota; Metazoa; Chordata; Actinopteri; Syngnathiformes; Syngnathidae
Gene: rnf126
Product: ring finger protein 126
Exons: 9
Coding region: 210-1166 (318 amino acids)
Biological process (GO): protein ubiquitination
Cellular component (GO): cytoplasm
Molecular function (GO): ubiquitin protein ligase activity
Source: RefSeq, a predicted model, not a curated record
AUGUAAUAGUCAGAUUCGAGCCCGAGGGUUGUAUAUGUCCCUGUUAAAAGUCAAUACGCGUAUUCACAAUACAUUUGUGAGAAUAACUGUUUGGCAAUUAUAAGCAAGAAUAUGUUAUUAUUCACUGUUUUGCGGUAAUUUUGUCAGGAAAACAUUGUCCCCUGCCGUGCUCCAUACUUGCCCCUACCUCUGCGCCUCAGAGGCUAAAGAUGGCUGAAGCUCAUCCAUGGCCUAGCCGGUUCUUCUGUCACAGAUGCUCCGCAGAAAUUAGCCCUCGCCUUCCCGAGUACACAUGUCCAAGAUGUGAGUCAGGGUUUAUUGAGGAGCUGCUGGAAGAAAGAAGUGCUGACAAUGGCUCCAUGCCUACUAUCUCCAGCGGGCCACAAAACCAGCAACCAUUUGAGAAUCCAGACCAGCACUUGUUUACAUUCCCUUCGGGCUAUGGCCAGUUCUCGCUGAGUGUCUUUGACGAUGCGUUCGAUUUUGGGGCCGGACUCCGAGAGGAAGACAACCGGGAUGCGGAAAACCGCAGAGAAAGGGAGAACGCAUCGCGACAACGAUAUAGCGCCAGGCAACCGAGAAGUCGUCAAGGUUCGAGGCGGCAGCCAGGCAGGCAUGAAGGAGUUCCGACUUUGGAAGGAAUAAUUCAGCAGCUUGUUAAUGGAAUCAUUGCCCCCACUGCAAUGCCGAAUAUUGGCAUUGGACCCUGGGGCGUUCUUCAUUCAAAUCCAAUGGAUUAUGCGUGGGGGGCUAAUGGGUUAGAUGCUAUUAUAACACAGUUAUUAAACCAAUUUGAGAACACGGGUCCUCCGCCUGCUGAUAGAGAUAAAAUAAAAAAUCUGCCUUCAGUCCACAUUACGGAGGACCAAGUGGCUUCAGGACUGGAAUGUCCAGUGUGUAAAGAAGAUUACAGUGUGGAAGAAAAUGUGAGGCAGCUACCGUGCAAUCACAUGUUCCACAACGAUUGCAUUGUACCCUGGUUGGAGCAGCAUGACACGUGUCCAGUGUGCAGGAAAAGCUUGAGUGGACAAAACACGGCCACCAACCCUCCAGAACUAUCAGGGAUGAACUUUACCUCCUCUUCUUCCUCGUCAUCCUCCUCGUCCUCCUCCACCCCUCAACCCUCUAGCUCCACCAUUAACGAUAACGCCACAGACAACUCGUAGAGAAGAUUUAUUGUCAUCCGUCCCUACCACUUUUUGAGCCGUCUCGAGCUCCCAGGCUUCAGAAAGGAUGGUGCACCUGUUUCUCUCUGACGUAGGGUAGGCAGCCCAGGUGCAUCUAAAAAAAAAUUAAAAAGAGCCUGGUAAGUGAGAUGUGAGGUCCGAUGCAAUUCUGCUGGGCCAGUGGCUCCUGUUUUUUGGGCUUUUUUUCCAUCAGGGAUCCAAACAGAAAACAGGUGGAGGCCAUAAGAGGUGGGAAGCCUCUGUCAGAGACAAUGUGGGGACGACUCCUCAUGCAGGACAAAGAUUUUGGAAGUGAACUGUUUUUGCCUGUGUGAAACGCAAAAAAGAAAUGUACAUUUAUUCUGUUUUUAUGAGUCCCAUUGAUAUAUAAUUAAUGACCUACCAUGCACUCAAGUGCACUGUUAACGUGUGCACUUCAUUUUUCUUCAUGGUUUUUGUUUUUGCAACUACUUCAUAGUGAGGGCUCCCACACAGUUUUACCAUAAAACCCAAAUAGAUUUUGAAGUGAAAGCGAUUUUUAUAUUUUACCUGCAAGACUAAAAAAAAGUUCCCAUCCUCCUGGCAAUUUGAAGCAUUAAAGUUAAUUUGUGCAUUUUAACCUCAGCGGAAAAUUUAGAUAUUUUCUCAGGUUGCUAAUUGAUUUGCAGUAUGAUCGUGUAUGGAGAAUAUGAGAAAAUAAAGAUGUUUUUGGUGAAAACACUCAAGCAAAAUGUGUAGUGGUGCAGUUUUUGUUAGUGUUUACAACUGCACAUGAAUGCCUUGGAAACAGGCUUGCAAUGGCUUGCUAUAAGCACUGCUUUUCCCAGUUGACAACUUUAAGGCUCUUGAGUGUACCGGAUAGCAGGAAGUGACUUCAAAACAGAUUUAAGAUUUUUUUGAUUGUAUUGUGCAGUUUGAGCUUGCUGUAAAAGGUCUGGCCUGCAUCAAUGAAGUCCUCAAUCCUGCUUCCUUUUUAAUUGUUAUACCAUCAAAGGUGUACUUCCUCCAUUAUUGUAUCCACUCCUCAGUCGGGAUGACAGUUCAAUGGUCUCAUGUGAAGGGAUUGUUCCUAUAGACGUGUGGAAUAUGCUUGAUUUUACCAUUGAUGCUGUGGUACUUACCUAUUCAAACUUUUUAACAAUGCCAUUAAAUAUACAGUAUGUGAACACAUUGUACCAUAAAGUAUAUAGGGGUGAGUUUUUUUGAAAGUGUUCAAGAAGUAGUUCAAACAAUAUCCUUCUGAGAUCCAGCUU